UCUGUCUCUCUCUGUCUGCCCUGCACAGACAAGUUGUGCUUCAACAGCUUCUUCCACAACGAGGACAUGCAGGAGAUCACCAAGCACUUUGUGGUGUGUCAUGUGGAUGCUCCUGGACAGCAGAUCGGAGCCUCUCAGAUGCCACAGGGGUACCAGUACCCCACCAUGGACCAGCUGGCAGGCAUGCUGCCCAGUGUAGUGCAGCACUUUGGAUUCAAGAGCAUUGUGGGCAUUGGAGUUGGGGCUGGCGCCUACAUCCUGGCCAAAUUUGCUCUGAUCUUCCCUGAUCUGGUGGAGGGCCUGGUGCUGCUCAACAUCGACCCCAACGGGAAGGGCUGGAUCGACUGGGCCACCGGCAAGCUCUCUGGGCUCACCAGUGCUCUUCCAGACACAGUCCUGCCCCACCUCUUUAGCCAGGAGGAGCUGAUGAACAACACAGAGCUGGUCCAGAGUUACCGUCAACAGAUCAACAACACCAUCAACCAGGUCAACCUGCAGCUCUUCUGGAACAUGUACAACAGCCGUAGGGAUCUGGAGAUGAACCGCUCUGGGACCAUCAUCAAUGCCAAGACCCUGAAGUGCCCUGUCAUGCUUGUUGUUGGUGACAACGCUCCAGCUGAGGAGGGAGUGGUUGAAUGUAAUUCCAAACUUGACCCGACCAACACCACCUUCUUAAAGAUGGCUGACUCWGGUGGACUUCCUCAGCUCACACAGCCUGGAAAACUGUCCGAAGCAUUCAAGUACUUCCUUCAGGGGAUGGGCUACAUUGCGUAUGUGAAGGAUCGGAGGUUGAGUGGAGGGCCAGUGCCCUCUGCCAGUAUGACCCGUCUGGCACGCUCCCGGACGGCCUCGCUGACCAGUGGCAGCUCCAUUGAGAGCUCUCGUAUCCGCGGUUUUACACACACUGACAGCAACGAGGGCCAGGUCAGCCAUACCAUGGAGGUGUCCUGCUGAACCCUCAAACACACAUACACGUAGAUAAACAGACAGACAGAAUGAUGUUGGUUGAAGAGAGAUGAGUUUCUACUUUGAAAUUGUUAGUGCAGGAUGUUAUCUCUAUUUGUCUUUGUAUUAUCUUUCCCAAAGUCCCUCAGUAUUUGACAUCUUUUGCCACCCCCUCCCCUCACUGUAAAAUGACACCAAUGUAUUACUCUCCCCCCUUAAACUUAAGAAACAGUUUUGGUUUUCUUGAAUUGUCGUUUGUUUUGCUCAGUGUCUCAUCCCCCUUCAUUUUCCCCUGCUCCCCCAGCCCUCCACCUGCGCCCGCCCUCCUACACUCAGACACAUAGCCUCAUCUGCCCCCUCCCACACUCAUCCGCUUGCCUGCCGACAGUUUCUGUGAGGUGGUCAAUGAUGGUAGUUAAGUGGGUUGUGGUCAGUGAGGAUGGUUGGUCACUGGGGAAAAGACAUACAGGACAUUAUGUAUUAGGUUGCUCUAUUCUUGCUCUUUGUCUGGGAAGUUCAAGAUUUGACAGAAAGCAGCACACAGCCUUAUAUUUCAGAGGGGUUUUAUAUCACACUGUGGAGGAUGUAUCUGUGUGACAGCUACUAGAUCAGUAUUCCCACUCCACAUCCCACGCAUGGCGUUUUCCCAUUGAUUGUCAUAAAGAAGCAUAAAUACAUGUAGUGUGAUUCUAUACCCAUGUAGCCCACGUGAUUCCACUCACCUGCAUUGGUAGGAGCAUCCACCCUAUAGGCAGUGUGACCACGGUCAUUUCCAGCUCCCUAAAAUGGAAGUAGUUCUGCCGAGGAUCGGUUCUUAGUGGUCUCCCAAAUGACAAUCACACGUUGACCCAAACCAAACCAGACCUAGGAGCCGAGGAAGAACCUGUUAGAUCUGAGAUGUUCUUCUCUCAGGUCAGAUAUACCAAAUCUACACACACACACUAACCUACGACGGCUGGGCUCUGUAAGGGGACCGAUUGAAAUGACAUCGGCACAGAAGCACAAAACGUACACAAACGCAUGCGUGCACAAACCUACGCACACACGCAAACACUAUCAAUGUGUCACAGUAAAUGUGUUUUCACAAAACAAAAGUUAAUGUGUUUACAUACCCAUAUGCAUAACUCACAUAGAGAACCAACAUCCUAACAUCCCACAGACCUCUUUUUCCCCCCRUGAUGUUGAGCUGAAAUACUGGUCGUUGUUAAUGGAGAGGAGUGUGCUGCUAGCUGCUGUGAUGGACUACCCAUCGAGUUAAGCUAGUCCUAUGAGGAGGAACUGUUGUCCCUGACAAUUUGCACAGUAAUGUCUUUCUACAUUCUAUUUGCAUUCCUUAUUCUCAGUAAAAACAUCUCCCUAUUCUCUAUUUGAAUGUCAAUCUCUGCAUCCCCGACAAGGGUGAGGUAGGAUAACUACUACUGCAGGGUGCUUCCUGGGACCGUCUGUAAGGGACGGGACUUUUUUGGAGCCCAUUGCUCAAAGCUAGGAAUGUAGGGAAAUCCCACCCCCAACCACAAGAUGCCCUGCCCUUUACAGAUACGUCCAGUCGCCCCAAAAGGGCUAUCAGCUGAGGUCACUUUUCAGUUCAUAGUGUUGCCUAGCAACAGUGCACCAACGUGCAACGGUCCCCAAGGGGUACACAGCAACGAUUU
Messenger RNA from Salvelinus sp. IW2-2015, 2597 nucleotides. RefSeq names its product protein NDRG4. The record is from RefSeq and is a predicted model, not a curated record. Gene Ontology annotation, biological process: positive regulation of ERK1 and ERK2 cascade; signal transduction. Gene Ontology annotation, cellular component: cytoplasm. Lineage: Eukaryota; Metazoa; Chordata; Actinopteri; Salmoniformes; Salmonidae.